CUACUUGCAACAAACAUGGAAGGUAAAAUAAACCGAGGCAGAGGAGGGAGCUGGAAGAGAGGCGGCCGGGGUGGAAACGACGCCGACGGUGAGCACAGAGGCCGGGGUAGAGGAGGCCGCGGCCGAGGCAAACGGGACCACUACCGGGGUCGUGGACGCGGAGGAGUUUCCCACGCGGAGUUCCCUCAACGGUACCGAGAUGAGGGAGAAAAGGUUGAGGAUGAAGAUGAAGAUGAUGGAAUGGAGGUGUUCUCCCGGAGGAAGUUGGAGUCAAACUGGGAUCGUUACAAGGAGGCAGAGGGGGCGGAGGAAGAGGAUGACACACCCACUCAGAAAGGAACGAACUACCACGUGCUGCUGGAGUCAGCAGGGGAUUCGUUCGCUCAGUUCCGGUUUUCAGAUGAGAAGGACUGGGAGAUGGACUCGCUCACCGCCAGUCAGAUGUCAGCAGUGGUUUUGGAUCUCCAGGCUCUCGCCCAAACUCUUCAUCAGGUGCCUCUUCAUGAAAGACUCAACCUGGAGGCUGAGCUGGUUCAGGUUUCGACACCAGUCAACCUGCCGGCCGUUAGUCUCACACCUCAACAAGAAGUGUCAAAAACAAGCACAUUCACGCCUCCAUCCAGGGCUUUUAAAGCCCUCGGCACAAACCAGAACCCCUCCUCAGCUUCGACGAGCAUUUCCUCUGUGGUGGACGAUGGUGACGAAGAGCUGGACCAGCUGCUCGGUCUACAGAAACCAGUCUCGGAGCAGCAGCCAGUCAGUCCACAGGAGGAAGCUUCUCCACACAAAGUGCCUGAAGCAGAGGAAUCAAAAGUUGUUCACAACAACGUACAAGAUGAAGAAGUUGGAUCUUCAAAGUCCGUUAAAGAAGAGAUGACGGAGGAGGAUCUGGAGGACUGGCUCGACAGCAUGAUCUCCUGACUGGCGAAGGACUACCGUAGUUCAGAGCGCCCUCUGCUGGUAGAAGGACUCACCUGCUUCCCGUUGUGAGUGACAGAAGACAGGAUGGUGCGGAGAGUCUUGAAGCC
Nematolebias whitei (Rio pearlfish) is the source of this 1028-nucleotide messenger RNA. RefSeq names its product apoptosis, caspase activation inhibitor (gene aven). NCBI's taxonomy places the organism in Eukaryota, Metazoa, Chordata, Actinopteri, Cyprinodontiformes, Rivulidae. The transcript has 7 exons. Bases 16 to 921 code for a protein of 301 amino acids. The record is from RefSeq and is a predicted model, not a curated record. Gene Ontology annotation, biological process: negative regulation of G2/M transition of mitotic cell cycle.